Prunus armeniaca (apricot) is the source of this 576-nucleotide messenger RNA. The record is from the annotation of a GenBank genome assembly. Lineage: Eukaryota; Viridiplantae; Streptophyta; Magnoliopsida; Rosales; Rosaceae.
AUGGCAGUUCCCGGAAAAUGCUUGCUGGUGACGGGACCUCCUGGUGUGGGAAAAAGCACUCUAAUUAUGAGAGUGUUUGAGACCCUGAGGGCCUCAAAUCCCAACUUAAAAAUUCAGGGUUUCUACACAAGUGAAGUUAGACGAGGAAGUGAGAGAGUUGGGUUCCAAGUGGUUACAUUAGAUGGCCGCACAGCUCCUCUGGCCUCCACCAUUUCCAGCCCAGAGUCUUUCAGGUGGCCCAAUGUGGGGAAGUACAAAGUAAAUGUUGCUUCAUUUGAGUCACUGGCACUGCCUGAACUACAGGUGAAAGAAGAUACUGAUCUAUUCAUCAUUGAUGAAGUUGGAAAGAUGGAGUUGUACAGUUCAUCUUUCUUCCCUGCUGUUUUGAAGGUUCUGGAAUCCAAUAUCCCACUUUUGGCCUCAAUCCCAAUUCCCAAAUUUGGACGAGAUAUUCCAGGAGUUGCACGGUUAAAGAAUCAUCCAGGUGCAACGAUUUUCACACUGAGCCCGAGUAACCGGGAUGCUGUUAAAGAAGAGAUAUACCUCCAACUGGUAGACUUAUUGAGUAAACAAUAG